This is a messenger RNA of Staurois parvus, 355 nucleotides long. Lineage: Eukaryota; Metazoa; Chordata; Amphibia; Anura; Ranidae. The record is from the annotation of a GenBank genome assembly.
CACAGAUAUAAUGAGCACAAGUAUACUGAGCACAUAUAAAGAGGAAGCUUCCACAGUCUCAGGAAUUGGAACACAAGAUAUGGCCCCAGGUUUACUGAGCACAGAGGUAGAAGAAAGUAAAAUUUCAACUGCAAGUCCAGAUAUUCCCCCAAAUUACACAGCAGCCUCCUCCUCCCUGGACCAGUUAACGUCUACCUCAGAAAUUUCUGCUAUUAGAGGAAAAGAGCUUGUUGUGUUCUUCAGCCUUAGGGUGACUAAUAUGCCAUUUUCUGAAGACCUGUUCAAUAAAAGUUCCCCAGAAUACAAAACACUUGAACAUCAGUUCCUGCAUCUGCUGCUCCCGUAUCUGCAGUCC